GCGUAGAUAUGCUCCUGCCUGAUGGAUGAAGGGAGUUGGUAAGGUCUUUCCCACCUGGAGGUUCAGAUUUAUAGAUGUUAUUCGUCAACAGAAAAUCAUACGUGUUUAUUUUAUCCCGAACGUACACGAUUCUGUGGAUAAAUCGUCGAAGUUGUCGUGUUUGUCUGAACAAACGCGGAUAAACCUGACAUAAACUUCUGCUUGGACAGACGAACCGCCGCCGCCUCGUGAGGACUAAGAAGGUAACUUGAACACUCUUGAAACUGCUGUAAAUAGUAAAACAAAAAUCAAUUAGCCUUUUACAUGAAACGCAAUUAAUAUUUGGCGUUUCUCUGAACAUUUUGUUGUACUUUUACCUUUCUUCUUUUCCUGAAAUACGUGAAAGGAGGUUUGGUUAGCUAAGACUGGUCUUACAGUUACCGUUGUCAAGCUAUGGUUAGAGCUUCACGUCUGAUUCAUCUAAAAAUUCCCACCAAUGGCUGUAAAAUUAAGAUGAGGCCAAUUUAGAUUAUAAUACUACAGCACGACGGAAGAACCACACCAUAUUUCUCUCCAACACUGAUUGUGGUACAUUGACCCAACACCUGAGGACCAAGGCCACCUACAGCCAGACUCACCUGCUCGCCUCAGUAAAGUGAGAUAGUUUCCAUUUCCAUUAUCCUCAAUUUUAGUCAUGAUUAUAGUAUUAAAUUUAAACUUAACGUCACAAAAUUAAAUUCAAGUCCACUGUUUUCAGAUUACUCUUUUUUUUGAAUACCAGUCAGCGCACAAAGCAGACCUGCUUUUCUCAUUUGGGUCCACCUAUGUCCGUACCUCAACUCUAAAAACAAAAUCUUUUGGCUAUAAGAAUAACAAUAAUGUGACCUGAACUGAACUCUCAUCCACUUCAUUGAAUGGGACUAUGACUGAAUCACUCAAAUCAGUUCACUAAAAAAAAUUCGUUCAAAAAAUUCGUUCACUGAAUCACCCAAUCGUUAAGCACUUGGCAGGAGGAGCCUGCGACUCUGAAAUCCUAAACUGAUACACAGCUGAACGAUCAGGAUUCAGGAUUCUGGGACCGGGAGACGAGAGUGUUCGGCUGUGUUGCUUUGGCAAACAGGUUUGUAAAAAUGACCUUGUUUAUAAGUCAUGAUGUUUUAAGUGUACUGUCCUAUGGUAUGUUAUUAUCAGCUCUGCUUGGUAAAUUGGGCUCAGUGAGUGAUUCAUUCACUGAAGGUUUAGAAGAAUUCACACUGAAUAUGCAUCAUUCCCUCGCAAACCCCUGCAAUGAUCAGAUGCUGCGGGUUUUAUGCACUUGUUGCAAUAUGUUACAUGUUGUGUCAAAUUGUAUGCAAGUUGUUGUGGUGGCAAUUUAGCAGUAAAAAAAUUUAAAAGUUAGUUUUGCCUAAAAAAAUGAUUCCAGAGAGUGUACUUCAAUGUAUGAUUUGUUUAUCAAGUGAUUCAGGCGUCAGUGCAUGCAGUCCCUUGUCCCCUGGCUGCUUGCCUGGCAAUGCUGCGUGCCAUACCAGCUGUGCUGCUGACAGCUCAACUGAAUUGCGAAACGAACUACUCACUUGAGAAAGUGAUUCUGUUCAGUACGAUUACUUAAAAGAUUCGGUUCUUUUGAAGGAAUCGUUCGCGAACGACAACAAUGUACACCAAAUGUACACUGGACAGUGAAAAAUGAGAGAAUAUAAUAUGUAAGAGAUGGUCAGUGAGGGUUGUUUUCUUUUAUUUGAUGUUAAGAAGUUAUAUCAAUUAUGAUUUGAAAUAAUUCCACGGAUGGAUGACAAUAUUUCAUUUAGUCAGCCUUGACUCAGAUGCACCAUUUUGGCUGAGGCUUAAGGCCCAUACACUGUUACAACAUGUCAUUCCUGGUUCGCAAAGAAAUUAAGACAUCACUAGAAAUUAAGACACCUCCACAAAAGUAGUAGUGGUCUACCAAUGACAGUUUUUUUAUUUUACUUACUGUGAGUGAGCAGGUGGGCUGAUGGCAGGUAUAUAACGCUGAAAAAUGAAAAACAAAAUUACUGAACUUGAGUGAACAUGUCAUCAAAUUAAUACAGAUGGAGUAAUUUGGGUCUCAGUCAAAUAAUGGUACAAGAGGCUUUUAAAUUCAGUCUGAAAUUGUUCAACAAAAAAUGUAAUGUAAAUAUUAGUUAAAAUAAAAGAAUAGUCAUUUACAGUCAUUUUUCAUGUUGUUAUACUGCUUAUUAGUCCUUGAGCCGGACCAGAUGUCGGUACCACUUGGGUGGGCAAAACCUUACAUAUACUAAAUUGUUUUUAGGGUCAAUAUAAGUAAAUUAAAAUAUGAUAGACUUUUCAUAGGGGUAGCUUUUUAUAUUUUUUCUCAUUUUGUUAUUUUCCUCAAUAGGCGAAUUUUUGUUAACUCCAAAAGCAACACAGAUGGUCAAAAGCACAUUAAAAGUCAUACUCUUUUUGGGUCACACUGCUCUAUUCUAUAAAUGAAUCAAACCUGUGUCUAAUUAAAUGAGUUGAUGAAGUGGGAGUGGCCCAAUUUGAUGGUGGAGCAGUUCUUUCAGGUAUCACAAUACUUGAGCCAAGAACCAAAAUUUCACAUAUUGGUACCACCUGGGUGGACAAAUUCUAGUUGUGAUUUUUUUUAUUGCUAUACAUCCCUACAAUAAGUUUUUAUAUGAUAGACCUUGGUAACUGGUAGCUUUAUUGUAGUUAUCACUCAUUGAACUAAUAGAGUGCAGCUGUUCAAAAAUGAAAAAUCGCCUUCCUUCAAAAUUAAUUUUCUUUCAUUUUAACCUCUCAUUUAGGUGUGUUUGAACUAUUGGCUAGCCAUAGAGACUUGUAAUAACCCCCUAAGUAGUAUUUCAAGUAAUUUAUCUAAUACAGGUGUGUAUAUAUAAGCUUCAAUUAGCCAAUUGUCAGGUCUAAAUCAAGGUCUAAAUUAAGGAUAUUUUUUUACUUAGAAGUAGAAGUAAAGUAAAUGCAGACUAAUAGCAUUAUAAUAACACAACUUUAAUAUGACACUGACAUAUUUUAAAUGCAGGAACUCAAUAUACAAUCAUCCUGGCUGGUGCAGGGCAAGAAGACAUUAGCAACAAAAUAAGAUCCACUGAUGUAUACACUCUAUACAGUCAUCUGAGAAAAACUCAAAUUCCUAUUCAAAGUCCUAUUCUUUCCAUAAGGAACAGUGACGGCAAAUAUGACUGUCAAGUUUUGGCUUAGUACAUAAUUCUGUCACUGAGUCACAGUGGGUCUGUUAACAUAGCUCCCUUUGGUCAUCAUUUAUUAAUCAACAUCAGUAAUCGACAUCAGUAACUGUAUCUUCUUCUACAUCUGAAUCUGCCGGUGUGCAAGGGGCUCUUCCUCACUGUAUUGGUUGGCAAUUUUGUAACACAACUUUAAUAUGACACUGACAUAUUUUAAAUGCAGGAACUCAAUAUACAAUCAUCCUGGCUGGUGCAGGGUAAGAAGACAUUAGCAACAAAAUAAGAUCUACUGAUGUAUACACUCUUUACAAUCAUCUGAGAAAAACUCCAUUCCUCCACCAAGAACUUGAUGAGACUGGCUUUAUUGGCAGGACUGCAGAGAAGUUUCCUCCACUGCUGAAUAUUGUGGACAGAAACAAUGUUUCUGAACUGGAUCCCCAUGUCUGCACCUCUGUUUAGUCUUUCUGAAUUUUUGAUUGACAUGUCCUUGUAAACGUCAAAGACAACGUCAGUCCUUUCACUUUCACCACCUUCAUGCAGGACCUUGGCUAAAGUUGAGUCAAGCCAGCUUCCACCAUGUCAGGAUUGCGUAUUAAUGCAUUUGAUUUGUGCCAACUACCAGGCUGCUAUCUGGAGAUGGUCUCUUCAUACCAAGCCAUCUGUACCAAGCCCCAAGGACCAUGCGUGGACCAUAAAUGACGAAGGGCAGCUAGAAAACAGUGGAUGCGUGGUUCCCCAGCACCAGAUGCGGUCUUGCAGUUGCUAUCCUGCAAGUGUGUGAGGACAUGCAAACCACCAGACUGCACAUGUCUCAGCAAUGGGCUGAAGUGCACAAACCUGUGCAAAUUACAAACUUGUGCCAACCAGUACAGUGAGGAAGAGCCCCUUGCACACCCGGCAGACUCAGAUGUAGAAGAAGAUACAGAUACAGAUGUCGAUUACUGAUGUCGAUUAAUAAGUGAUGACCAAAGGGAGCUAUGUUAACAGACCCACUGUGACUCAGUGACAGUAUUAUGUACUGAGCCAAAACUUGACAGUCAUAUUUGCUGUCACUGUUCCUUAUGGAAAGAAUAGGACUUUGAAUAGGAAUUUGAGUUUUUCUCAGAUGAUUGUAUAGAGUGUAUACAUCAGUAGAUCGUAUUUUGUUGCUAAUGUCUUCUUGCCCUGCACCAGCCAGGAUGAUUGUAUAUUGAGUUCCUGCAUGUCAGUGUCAUAUUAAAGUUGUGUUAUUAUAAUGCUAUUAGUCUGCAUUUACUUUACUUCUACUUCUAAGUAAAAAAAUAUCCUUAAUUUAGACCUUGAAUUAGACCUGACAAUUGGCUAAUUGAAGCUUAUAUAUACACACCUGUAUUAGAUAAAUUACUUGAAAUACUACUUAGGGGGUUAUUACAAGUCUCUAUGGCUAGCCAAUAGUUCAAACACACCUAAAUGAGAGGUUAAAAUGAAAGAAAAUUAAUUUUGAAGGAAGGCGAUUUUUCGUUUUUGAACAGCUGCACUCUAUUAGUUCAAUGAGUGAUAACUACAAUAAAGCUACCAGUUACCAAGGUCUAUCAUAUAAAAACUUAUUGUAGGGAUGUAUAGCAAUAAAAAAAUCACAACUAGAAUUUGCCCACCCAAGUGGUACCGAUAUGUGAAAUUUUGGUUCUUGGCUCAAGGACUAUAUGUCAAAAUGCCCAAAUGGUCCAUUUAUAAUAAUAAUAAUAAUAAUAAUAAUAAUACAUUAUUUUAAUUAUUGUUAUUAUUAUUAUUAUUGUUAUAAUGAUUAAUUAAUUUAAUAAAUGCUAUCAGUCAAAGUGCUUCAAAGAGAUAGGAAGGCCUAAUUUUCACACUCUUGCACCUGCCUGUUAUAAAACCACAUUUUUUUCUUUUUUUUUUUUUUUUUUUUUUUUUUGUGAAGCAUCCACCUGAAAGCUGAAACAAAGUUAAAACAUGUUUGAGGUGUCUCUAUAGAGUAGCCUCUAAUAGCAAGAGAAGGGGAUAAAAAAGCCUUCCUUCAUCUGAAAUGUUUAAAAAAGACACCUCAAUAAGUAAAACUAUAAAGCAAAAUACAGGAAAGGCAAAUAUUUGUCUCUAGUAACUGGGAGGCCCAUCCAGAAUCAAAAUUCUGGUGCCAUCUCUGCCUUGGCAUUUAAUCGAGACAAACUCGUAACUGCUUUUUCCACUAGGCACAGUGUACUAGAUCUUCUUCAUGACUAUUUGAAAUAAAGCCCUUUUUUUCUCACAGAUAUGAACAGAGAGAAAAAGAAGUUUUCAAUGAAGUGGAAACGAAAAGCUGCCACUACACCUUUACCACCUCAAGGACGUGGUAGCAGCUCAGACACAUCCUCCUCCCAAAAUGUGUCUUCAAAUGAAGAUUGGAAAACUGCGCCGCUAAGUGACUCUCCAGGACUUGGCACACUGGGAACACUGAGCUUGGACACUCCGAAGAGGAAAGCAAUUCCCCCUGAUGAGAUCAGGCACCACAAAGGGACAGGGAAGCUGAGGAAGUUCUCCGAGAGAAAAUUUGGAAAAUUCCAAACCCCAUCGGUAAAUCUUCCCCUGCAGUUAUAUUAAUACUACAUGUACAGUUUUUCUGAGCCUGAAAUCUCACAUGUAAGAAAAGUAGGGACGUAUUAACACCACAAACUCAUUCUUUCAUUUCCAAAAAGAAACAGAAGGCACCUGAGGAGGGGUCAAAGGCUAUUUACAAGAAUACAGUGACUGCAGCCGUUGGCAGCACAAAAACAAGAACCAGCACUCAAAAAGUUCCCAGUACUGACUCUAGGAGCCGGUCUUUGCCGUUUGAGUCUUCACCAGUGACAACUAAAGACACAAGUCCAGCAUCAUGUGGCAGUAUGGCCAUGACUGCACACUGUUCCUUAAGCAGACUUGAGAAGAGGGAUGAGGACAACUCUGCCCUGCACGAAAGUCAGUGGUCUCUCCUUUACGGGUUUGAGGACAGAGAAGCCCAAAGUGAUAACUCAGAGCACAAAACAGAUGACGAGGUCAGUCACCUUGAAACUGGGAACCCUUGGAUAAAAUCUAUUUGUUUUCUCUACAUUUUUCUGGUUUUUGACAAAUUUGUGUUUUGGGAAGUCACAAUUAAUGUAAAAAUUUUGCAGAGUUUUUGAAUAGUAAUCAUACAGAACAGUAAAUACUGUGAACAUGCUGUUACAGCAUUGCACUUUUCCAGUGUUUGGUACUAUAUGUGGGUGAAAUGACUCAGUGUGGUUCUGAACUAAGAGACUGUGAAAGCAGCAAGGAACCCAUGUUGGACUGUCAAUGUUCAGCCCCACUUGCCAGGCCUGCUGUUUCAGGACUGCAAUUCUGGGACUGUACCUGUGGAACAUGUUUUGUUGUGACAGUUUGGGUAUGUGUUAGAGAUACUGUUAAAACUGUAAUUUUAGACACUAAAAAUGCAGAACUCCAGAGGGCUGUAAUCAACCAAAUAAAUUCUUGGUCAACUAAAACCCUGAAAACCCAAAAUCGACUAAUCGGGUACUUUAUACUUUAGACCAUGUGACCAUGUUUUUUUACUGACUGUGAUUGCAACCCAUAGACUGUAUAUAGAAUGGACGCCAUCUGCCUCCUCGCUGGGUGAAGCCACCUCGAGAACAGCACCCUCUGGUGACGGGCUGCAGUAUAGGUCAUAAAUCCCGCCUUCCCUAGCAAUCCUUAUAGAGCUGUGGACAAACUUUAGAGAUUUAUUACUCAGGAUAUAUCCCCCCCCCCCCCAGAGCUUUUUCGCUUCAAAUCUGUGUACUGGAGGGUGGCGGGACCAAGUUGUCAUGGUGUAUACAGUCUAUGUUGCAACCCCACUGGCUUGUUAAAACAGAGUCAUGUAGAGGGUGGAAGACUUUACACUUUGCUAAAACCGUAGUGACAGACACCUCGACCUCUCUAAGGAGCACUAAAAAUUUUGGGUUUGCAUAGGCAAGGUCGGGUCAGCUGAUGAGCUAUUUAAUUACAAAAUAUGUGAAACAUCAUGUCCAUUUAUCAGCACAGUGUCAGACUCACCCUGAAUCAUUAACAUGCCAACCAAAACAUGAGAGUAACACAUAACAUGUAACUGGAACAUCAGAUAGAUUUAUGAAAAAGUAUAAUGAACAUAUUUUGGACUCUGAUUUGUUAACACAGAGAUAUACACUGCUUUUAAAACUUGCUUAAAAACGCAGGUAUAUGCUGGAAUGUGACAUCUCCACACAGUGACUGUCAACUUUUUUACAUUAGAUUUAGAUGUUUCUCUUGAGGGGGAAUUUCAUCUUUUUUCUUGAAAUUUAGAUUUUGUUCUCGGAGAUGCAAAAUGAAAAAAAAAUCCAGCUCCUCUAUUUUUCUUUUCUUUUCUGGCCCACUAAAAAAACAUCCUGCAUCUGAUCUAUUCAGUAUUAAGUGACAGACCAAUAACUGGUUCAGUUUCAAGUAUCAUUUCCUUUUCAUUAGUGAUACACCGUAUCUGUUAAGACGUCAAAAAUGUUUGACACUACGGUGUAAUAAUGAGGCAAUUUGAGAUGCAAUUUGUGAUAAAAAGCCAAAAGAAGAUGAUUUCUUUUUUUCACACUUGCAGGAUGUUCUGCUGAAAGGUUCUCUCCAGGAAGUGUGUAGCUUCAGGUUUUAGGUUUGAAGAGACAGCCUCUCAAGAAGACUUAUUUGCCACAGUAAAUGACCUGGAAGUUGAGGACUGUGACUCAUACCUCUCUGGUCUGGAGUAUAUCCCAGACUCUAAUGUGUCUCUUUUUCCUUCUCUUCAGGAAAGCUACUCUAAAAGCCUACAACAACAGUCAGUGAAUUACCAUGGAGCUACAACUUCCUCUCCAGGCCUUUCAUCACCUGAUGGAACUGCUUGGACUAACCAGGGACCUGCUGAACACAUGAGGAUACCUUCCUCAGUUUCACAGAGGACAGUCUGUGUCUCUCGCGAGCAACUAGACCCUCCAAAAACAAGGCCUUUAAAGGCACCCAAAAGUGAAUCUAAGGCUUCCUGCUCUUCCAGCAGUAUGGCCUUCUCACCAGACCCCUUUGCUCUGCCGCUGUAUUCAAGAAAAUCUCAGAUGUCUUACUCAAACUCUUCAAACACACGCAGACAGUCAGAUUUUGGUGCUUACAUGCAUCGCCCCUCUUCCUCCUUCACUCAUGGCUGCACUCCCAAAAAAAGACUAUCCUACGGGGCAGAACCUUUGUGGACCAGUUACCCUUACAAGAGUGAUCAGUUUGGUUUUAUUGACACACACUGUCAUAUCGACAUGCUGUAUGGCAAACUCGGUUUCUCUGGAACAUUCAGCAGCUUCCAAAGGGAGUAUCAUGAAAGCUUUCCUCCACAAUACAGGGGCUGUAUUGCCAACUUCUGCAACCCCACUGUCAUGAUGAAGCAGGGCCUGUGGGAAGGUUUGCUGGCUGAGGACAGGGUAUGGGGGGCAUUUGGGUGCCACCCCCACUUUGCCAAAUAUUACUCAAGUAAACAUGAACACAAUAUAAUGAUGGCCAUGAGGCAUCCAAAAACAGUGGCAUUUGGUGAGAUAGGUCUGGACUACUCCCACAAAAACUCUACAAAUUAUGACAGGCAAAAAGAGGUAGUGUAUUCAUGUAAAUCCUACCAAUAUGAUAAAACUCUACAGACCAGUAAAUAUCCAACUUUCUUGGCCUUUAGUGAAUGUUGUGGCUUCACAUUUUGUGUCUCUUCCUGGCUACAAAGGUGUUAAAGCGUCAGCUGCGCUUGGCUGUGACAUUGCAGAAGCCGAUUGUGAUUCACUGUCGGGACGCAGAUGAUGACCUGCUGGAAAUCAUGAGGGAGUGUGUCCCAAGGGAUUACAAAAUCCACAGGUAUACGUACUGAGAAAAACCAUCACACUUGGCAUUCUGUUUUCAGAUAUUUUGAAGUAUUUCUUGCCAUCUUUAGCUAAAUGAAAAAUGUCACUUACUGUCUUUUUAUUAGUUACGUUUACACAGACAUUCAUUGUGGUAGCAUUUUUGUAAUAGUUGGCAUGAUUGGCUUUUUGGUUCUCAGGCAGUGUCACCAUAUAACAUAGCUGACUUUGAAAUUUGUAUUGUGUAAAUCUGCCAUUGACCAAAAAUAAUGUAGUCUUUAAUCAGAUGUUCUGUUUGCUUCACUGAGAGAGAGAGAGUUGGCAAACCAUUAAUCAGUUUUCCUUACCAUCGGGUGGAUUCAAAAGCGUGUGCUUCAACGAUUUCAUUCAGGCUGUUCAGAUAAGCCGAAAACAAUCGCCCUCUGAUUCAGAAUAUUUGCUGUCCCAAAAAAAUAAUGUUCUCUACCUUGACAGCUUACUGUAGAGUUUAUUCCUCCAAGUACACCUCUAUAUGUGCAUUUUUGGGACACACAAAAACAGAGCGAAAGUUUGCUGCUCCAUUUGACAUGUUGUCAUGAUCUAAUACUCGUGUUUUUUUUUAAAUAUUAGAUCAUAUUUCUUGCACUUCAUGAAGCUAAUGACAGAUGGGAUGCAGGGGUGCAUUCUACAGCACAACACCGGAGGAGAGCAUCAGAUACAUGUGACUCCUUAUAUUUGAUGCCGUGCCCCGUUGACAAAUGUUGAAGCAUGUUGCUGGUGUUCCCACUUUUGCAUUUUAUCACUGCUCGACAAAUGUUGCACUGUUGUUAUCUUUUUUAGUAAAAUUAAGCCACGCUUUAGCUCGUUUCUGCCGACUUUUCGUAUCGUCUGCCAUGUUUUUUCCUUUGUCUCUGUUCCCGUUCGCGUAGACUGGCACUCGCAAGACCGUUUUUCAAGGCACCCGGAAGAAAGGAAUCGCUGAGAUGAAAUGUAAAUGAUGUCGAUGGAUUGAACCAUUUGAAACCGGUUCUCAACAAGAACCGGUUCUUGAUUUCCAUCCCAAAAAACCAUUGGGACAUUUUAGAGAGAAGAACUCACAUGUCCAUCUGCAGUAAACUGACCGUGAUCAUUCAUAGAAAGUGGUAUUUGAGAGUUUUUAUCGGACCACCAGUUUACUUUUUCUCUUUUUCACUGAACCAAAUAGGAAUACAAGUUGGAAAAUUAUGCCUACUUUGGGAGUUUUAUUCAACCACUGAAUUAUUUCUCUUUAUUCCUCAUUUGUGUUCAGACACUGUUUCACCAACAGUUAUCCAGUUAUUGAGCCAUUCCUGACAGAGUUCCCCAACCUAUAUGUGGGCUUUACAGCGCUGAUCACCUACCCCAACGCCACUGAAGCCCGCGCAGCAGCUUCCCAGAUCCCUCUCAACCGGAUUGUGGUGGAGACGGAUGCACCGUACUUUCUGCCUAGAGGGGUAUGAAGCUUUAGUCCAGGGAGCCAUCCAAAACAUGACUUUAAUGUCAUGAUGUAAAUGAUUUCAUACUCCAUACUGGAUCUUGAUUGAGUAUUUUAUUUUCAGCUGGUCACUGUGCUUAGCUGAAGUAAUUGUGAAGCUGGAGUUGGCUUGUAUGAGAGCAUUUGGUUCAUCACUGCUUUUUAAAGCUCAUCUAAAGUCCAAAUCAGCUGGAAUCCUAAGAAACGAUCUGACACAGUGAAUCAAUAAGACAUUUUUCUGACAAAUAUUUUAAGCUUUUUAUCCUUUUAAUUCUGAUCUUUAGUAGUUGACAUUCUAUAUUAUCUGGUUUUACACUAAAUAUCUUUAAUUUUGACUACCUGUUGAUUGAAGCAAUAUAUAUUUGAAGGCUUCAGAGUUCAAGAAAUAUGAUGGACAUUAUUCCCAUUUUUUCCAUGAUUCACAGAUCCAGUUAUCUAUUUGUCAAUAAGAUGAAUAACUGAUCAAUAAAUGCUGUUAGGUAGAGACUGAUGUAAAACAUGAAAAGUAGUGAGAUCUUGUGUUUGAGCAGAUUUGGCUUUGUACUAAUUUUUUUAUUUGUCAUUUACGUUCAUCUUCAUGGUUUGGAGCUGUUACGCUCUUUUUAAUAUCAAGUUUUCAGCCAUAUCCGUUUUUCACCUUCUCCCCUGUUAAACAAGUACAGUAGGCUGUUGUGCCUCACAGUUGAGGAAGCUGACCUAAAAUAGUAGUUCUAGUUGAAGAAUACAAUUGUGGUCUAUAUUCAGUCUAUAAAAAUUGUAAAAAUGAUCAAAAAAUAGAAAUAGAAACAAGAGCGUUGAUUUUCAGCCAUGGACUACCGUAUUUUUCGCACUAUAAGGCGCACUCAAAAUCCUUUUGGCUUGUCGGAACACUGCAGCUACUGUAGCCACGCGGAGUUAUUGAAUGAGUUCAAUAAAGUUUGACUUAUCUGACUGUUUUGUUUGGCUUAAUGCCCUUUUUAAUCCGGUGCGCCUUAUGUACGACAAUAGACGCUUUCAUUGAUGGUGCACCUUAUAGUGCGAAAAAUACAGUGUAUAUUGAAGGAGCACCAAGUGUUCAUGCUACUCCAACUUUCAGUACAUUUAUGUGAUGUAAAAAAAAUUGAUAAGGGGUUCAGAAGUGAACCAUUUACUGCACUGAUCAGCUGUAAAUAGAGACUGUUAAACAUGUGCUUCUGUGCUCUGCCUUUAACAGGUCAGUAAAAAACUCUGCCACUUCUCACAUCCUGGAAUGGGCAUUCAUACACUGCAGGAGCUGAGCCUUCUCAAGAGGGUUGAUUUGACCACGAUCCUUACCACUGUCCGGGACAACACCACUCAUCUCUACGGCAUAUGAAGUUUGGAUGUCUGGGAUGAAAUCAGCAUUAUAAAAGAUAAGAUAAAGUUACUGUUUUUGAGGCAAACAUGUCAUGUAAGUUCUUGUUCAAAAUUCACCAUCCCCUGAAAAAUUAAAACGUGGAGGAUUAGUUAUUAACAAGUUAAAGUGGGAAAAAAAAAAAGUUGUCUAAAAAAUAUAUUUUGUUUACAGAAUUAUUGUGUUUCAUUGUGUUUUCUAAUGUGAUUCAUGUCAUUAUUCACUGCAAACUUAAUUGCUAUGUGUUUUGUGUUUACAGUCAUUGUUUUGCUGUGGUGUUGUCAUGGAACAUCUCUUUAACUUGUUAUGGAUUUUUUUGGAUGUUUGUGUUUUGCUCACACAUUUUAGUCUGCUACAGCUCAUAUAAUUUGACACAUGAAAAGCCUUCAGUCUCGAGUAUAUGUGGGGGUGUGUUUAAGGACUUUUGAAGUUGUCAGAUGGACAAAAGUAAAGUAUCAUCAGUAACACAUUGAUACAGACUCGUGUGGUGUUUGCCAUGAGCAAAGCUUUUUCUACCCUGUCGGCAGGAAGUGGCUGUUAAAGGAGUCCAUUAGCUUGUUUUGAUUCCAC
This is a messenger RNA of Xyrichtys novacula (pearly razorfish), 12336 nucleotides long. The record is from the annotation of a GenBank genome assembly. NCBI's taxonomy places the organism in Eukaryota, Metazoa, Chordata, Actinopteri, Labriformes, Labridae.